Messenger RNA from Hypomesus transpacificus, 3159 nucleotides. It is a transcript of the gene tmeff1a, whose product is annotated as transmembrane protein with EGF-like and two follistatin-like domains 1a. Gene Ontology annotation, molecular function: protein binding. The coding region runs from base 729 to 1832 and encodes 367 amino acids. The record is from RefSeq and is a predicted model, not a curated record. The transcript is spliced from 10 exons. Lineage: Eukaryota; Metazoa; Chordata; Actinopteri; Osmeriformes; Osmeridae.
UGUGUUUAGACUAGCCUAAUUCUGUGCGCUCGCGCCCGUGUUUUUUAAGGGUCCGGGUCAAGGAAGGCUGAGAAAAAAGGGCUAGGAUUUGGAAGGACGGUAAAGCAUACUCUCACGUGACUUUUCUCCCCUCAAAAUCCCUUUGUUGUAGCUGUUGCAGCUGCAGCUGUUGUACAUCGGUCGUAUUUUCUUUUAUCACAGUACUUGACAUUACCUUCAGUUUACAAAUAAGAACACAUCUCAAGAGUGCAGUUGAUAAUUGAGAGAGAGUGUGUGUGUGUGUGUGUGUGUGUGUGUGUGAGAGAGAUUCAAGUACUAAGUUGUUUUGAAAUAAGCGGUCGCCAGGGUCUUCGAUCUGGGGCGUCAGAUAAGUCAUAAAAAGACCCGGAGUGCGUUGUAAGGACGGCGAGGAUGCUGGCUGCUGCCUCGGUUGUCAUCUUGGCUAAUAUAGACAGCCACCUGGCUUCUACAAGAUAUACGCAUUUGGAGUAAAGAGAUUUCAGAAGAUUUCUAGAUUUCUAGCACUGAUUUUACGAACAAUCUCAGUGCGUUUUCAAGUCGUUGUCAUAGUGCGUUCUCUAACAUACAUGCGCCCCUGGCUAUACCGUGCUCAUUCAUUCAGCAGUUUUUUCUCUGUAGCAUUGAGUGAAAGGUUUCAAACUGAAUUAACAUUCUGAAACAUUUUGCGACGGUAACCUUAAUUGGGCAUCGUCUCCAUCCUUUUCAUCAUGUUCGGAACCUUGUGCCAUAGAAGGUUGCAUGGACCUUUGGCUGGCUUUUACCUAGCUUUCCUCUGCUUCGUGGCUAUCGCUACCCUGCCUGGAACACUAGCAUCUUACCCUCAAAGUGGCGAAUGCAAAGGCAAAGGCAAAGACUGCACAGACCUGUCAGAGAAGAAGAGUGACCUGCGUGUGUGUGAUGACUCGACCUGCCGGUUUGGGGGUGUCUGUAGGGAUGAUGGUGCCCAGCUGAAGUGUGUGUGCCAGUUCCAGUGUCACAAAAGCUACAUCCCUGUGUGUGGCUCCAAUGGAGACACCUACCAGAAUGAAUGUUACAGGAGACAGGCUGCUUGCAAACAGCAGAGGCUCAUCUCACGAGUGUCUGAUGGACCCUGCUCUGCUGACACAGGCUCUGGCUCUGGCGAUGGAGAAUAUGAGGGCUCAGGCACUGAUGUUGGGAAAAAGUUCACCAAGUGCGCCACGUGCAAAUAUGGAGCCGAAUGUGACGAGGACUCUGAGGAUGUCUGGUGCAUAUGUAACAUUGACUGCAGCGGACACAAUGAGAAUCCAGUCUGUGCCACAGACGGGAACUCCUACAACAACCCCUGUCUGGUCCGUGAGGCCUCGUGUAUGAAGCAGGAGCAGAUUGACGUCAAACACCUGGGGAGAUGUCCAGAUAAAGAGAAAAUAGGGAAGAGUGAUGAUGGAGUCCCGAAGAUUGAUCGUUCAUUCAAGCCGGAUCAUAUAGACAAGUCAGACCCAGGGGACGGCUUCUACGCUGGGAGGCCCAUCCCCUGUACGGAGAGCUUCGCUGGCUUCUGUGUGCAUGGGACCUGUGAGAUCCAGUACAACACAGCCACCUGCAGAUGUGACUCUGGAUACAAGGGCGUCCAAUGUGAAGAGCCCCAGGAUUUCAACAUCCUGUACGUAGUGCCGAGCGGACAGAAGCUCCACUACGUCCUCAUCGCCGCCAUCAUCGGAGCCGUGCAGAUCGCCAUCAUUGUUGCCGUGGUGAUGUGCAUUACGAGGAAAUGCCCGAAAAACAACAGGGGCCGUCGACAAAAACAAAACAUUGGACAUUUCUCAUCAGACACUAAUUCCAGGAUGGUAUAGCUCAUGUUUUUUAUAUAUUUUUCUUACAGUGUGGAAUACCAUUUUUAUGUAAAAUGUGUCAUUUUAUUAAUUAUUUUUUCCUGGAUAACAAAAAAGAAGAAAGAGGAUAUUUUUUCAGGGGCCUUACUUUUCAUUUUCUCUGAUGGAUGUGCACUGUAGCUUAUCUUGUUGCACUGUUGUGACAGGCCGGUACAGCAGCCUACCGGUACGAGGAAACUGGUGACAAGACUGCUUGGUUCUUUACCUUCAAAAUGUCAUAUUUUCCCUUCUUUUUAUUACUCUUUUUUUAAUUACUUUUGAAUUAACUUUUUUUUCUUCAGAAUAUGGUUCCAUUCACAAAUACACAAACGUAUGAUUACAUGGAAACGUCUGCCUCUUUGGAAUGUGAUAUUUAUUUAAAUCAAUUCUUUCUGAGCCCCUCCUUCUCUCCAUUGUUCUCUUUUUAUCUCUUUUUACAAAUGAUGUGCAGCUGAUCACCAAAUGCCGUUUUUAUUUCAUGAGUGAGGGGUCAGCCAGCCAGAUGGAUGUUUACAAGUAUUCUAUGAUAUGUAAUUAAAUUUUAAAGAAUACACUGUGUUUAACAAGCUAAUAAUAUAUAAUUUUGUUUUUUACUUAAUGCUUAUGUUCUUUUUUUAUCAUUAAUAUUUAGAAGAUUCUUUUUCUAAUUCCAGUUACUGUAAUUCGCAUGACUUGUGAAACUGUGUUCCGUGAUGUAGAUUUAACUUAAAGCUGACAGUCCUAAAGCCUCCAUCCUGAAGCCACCGAUCCGAUUGUUCCAGCACAUUAUAGUUGUCUUCCCAUGUAGAUAUGGGUCUAUUUCGGUUUGUCGGUAGCAGAGAUGUGAAGAGUAUUGGACAAUUUGCCAGUGAGAAAAAUGGAAUGUGUAAUGCUUAAAAUGAGUCUCCUGUCUCUUCAAACCCCAGUUGUAGACAUCAUUUCAUGUUAACUUCAAAGUACCUUACUGCUCAAGUUUUACUGGUGAGACACGGUGAGACAUGACAAUGGAUUGUAAAGUGACAAGGCAGCAUUUUACAUGUCUUGGUAUUUUAUCUUCUUAUCACAGAAUUGUAAUGGAGGAUAUGUUGGCUUGGAUGGAGCAAUGUUAGUUCAUGUAAAGGAAUUGAAGGACUGCACAUUGAGGUACAUCAUCCCUUUAUGGUAGAUUUUAUGUUGUAAAAGACCUUGUAGGUUGCUGGAUAAUGGAUGCAAGCAAGGCUUUUCUCUGAAUGUGAGGACACGUGAGUUUUAUUGUCACAGUUUUUAAUUCCCCCUCUGAAAAUGUAUUCCGAAACAGAUCAAAUGUAACAUUCAGAACACAGGGGGAUUU